Molecule: messenger RNA, 2930 nt
Organism: Erinaceus europaeus (western European hedgehog)
Lineage: Eukaryota; Metazoa; Chordata; Mammalia; Eulipotyphla; Erinaceidae
Gene: TNK1
Product: tyrosine kinase non receptor 1
Exons: 14
Coding region: 310-2301 (663 amino acids)
Biological process (GO): protein phosphorylation
Molecular function (GO): protein tyrosine kinase activity; ATP binding; protein binding
Source: RefSeq, a predicted model, not a curated record
UAGGGGAGCGGUGCGGGGUGCGGCGGGGGGAGGGGCGCCCACGCAACCCUCGCCCCGCCCCUCCCCGCCCCGCCCCGCCCUUCCCGGGCUUUAGUCCUGGCCGACCCCCGCCACCCGCAGCCCGGCUUCUGCCUGCGCCAGGGCGGGGACGCCUGGCUGCCUAGGUGGCUCUGGAGGCAGCACCGGAGCUCAGCGUGGCCUGCGUUGAACUGCUGAUCACCUGGGCUGGAAGCGUUACUGUCUGGGUGUAGAAGAGGCGGAGACCCCGCGGAGUCCCAGCAGAGAGGGCGCCUGCUGCAAGCCUCAGACAUGCUCCCGCAGGAGGGCUCACUGUGGUUGCUUCGGUUGCUGCGGGACAUCCAGCUGGCCCAGUUCUACCGACCCAUCCAGGAGGAGCUGAAUGUCACUCGGCCAGAGCACUUUGAAUUUGUGAGGCCUGAGGACCUGGACAGCAUUGGCAUGGGCCGGCCUGCACAGCGCAGACUGGCUGAAGCUCUGAAGAGGCACCGCCUAGGGCUUAAGUCUAAGAACUGGGUCUACAAGAUCCUUGGAGGUCUGACUCCUGAGCAGAAGGAUACUACCCCACUCACAGACAGCCCCAUAUCCCCACCUGAGCCCGAGGGGGGCCUCAAGUGUCUGAUCCCAAAUGGUGCUGUGAGCAGAGGGGAGCUGCUGGGCUUUGGCUGCUUUGGGGUGGUACACCGAGGACUGUGGACACUGCCCAGCGGCCAGAGUGUCCCAGUGGCUGUCAAGUCCCUGCGGGUGGGUCCUGAGGGCCCCAUGGGCACAGAGCUGGGGGACUUCCUGAGGGAGGUGUCCGUCAUGAUGAACUUGGAGCAUCCGCACGUCUUGCGCCUGCAUGGCCUCGUGCUGGGCCAGCCUCUGCAGAUGGUGAUGGAGCUGGCACCACUAGGCUCCCUGCACGCACGCCUGACAGCCCCAGCCCCUACACCCCCACUGCCUGUGGCUCUGCUCUGCCUCUUCCUGCGGCAAUUGGCAGGGGCCAUGGGGUACCUUGGGGCCUGUGGGCUGGUGCACCGGGAUCUUGCGACUCGAAAUCUGCUGCUGGCUUCACCACGCAAGAUUAAGGUGGCAGACUUUGGGCUGGUGCGGCCGCUGAGUGGCACCCGGGGCCGUUACGUCAUGGGUGGGCCUCGCCCCAUCCCCUUUGCCUGGUGUGCUCCAGAGAGUCUGCGCCAGGGAGCCUUCUCUUCGGCCUCAGAUGUGUGGAUGUUUGGGGUGACACUAUGGGAGAUGUUUUCCGGGGGUGAGGAGCCCUGGGCUGGAGUCCCACCAUACCUCAUCCUGCAGCGGCUCGAGAAGGACCGAGCCAGGCUUCCAAGGCCUCACCUCUGCCCCAGGGCCCUGUAUUCCCUCGCCUGGCGUUGCUGGGCUCCCCACCCUGCUGACCGGCCUAGCUUUUCCCACCUGGAGGAGUUGCUUCAAGAGGCCUGGCCUCCCGAGGGACGCUGUGUGAGGGAUGUCACAGAGCCAGGCAGCCUGAGGAUGGAGCCUGGUGACCCCAUCACCCUCAUUGAGGGCAGCCCUGACUCCUCAAUCUGGAAGGGCCAGAAUGGUCGCACGCUCAAGGUGGGCAGCUUCCCAGCCUCAGCAGUGACUCUGGCAGACUCAGGGGGCUUGCCAGCUACCCGGCUAGUCCAGCGAGGUUCCCCUGCUCAAGGAGAGCGAUGCCGAGGGAGCACGGAUGGGGACAGAGUGAAAGCAAAGCUUUGGGAUGUACCUCCAGCACGAGGCCAGAGAAAGAACAUGGCUCUGCCGAGGAUGAAAGGCAUUUCUAAGAGUCUGGAGUCGGUUCUGUCCCUGGGGCCCCACCCCACAGGGGGUGGUUCAAGCCCCCCUGAAAUUCGACAUGUCAGAGCUGUGCCCCAGGGGCCCCCAGGCCUGCCACCCGGCUCUCCCCUUGCUUCUGGCUCUUCUCGUCAGCCUGGCCAGCACCCCUGGGAGCGACCUCCCCGGGCCAAAAGAGAACCUCCACAGAAUCACCCUGCGGGAGCACCUACAACCACCAGAGCCACCAGCUCCUCUGGAGGCUUCUUGCCCAACCCCGAGUUGCAGAGGAGAAUUAAAGAGGUGGAGCUGAAUGUGCAUGGAGUCACCCACCAGGAGUGCCAAGCGGCACUACGAGCCACUGGGGGAGAUGUGGCCGCUGCCAUCAGAAACCUCAAGGUGGACCAGCUCUUCCACCUGAGUAGCCGAUCUAAAGCUGACUGCUGGCACAUCCUUGAGCUUUACCACUGGGACCUCUCAGCAGCCAGCCGCUACAUCUUGGCCCGGCCCUGAGCUCACUCCCCUUGGGCAUGGACACCGGCAUGGAAAGCCUGACCAUGUGGAGUCAAGCAGAACUAGGAAAGGGUGACAGGACAGACCUCCCCACCUGGGGAGAAACUGCUGUAAAUAGUCCCAGAGGCCCAGGGCCAGGCACUUAGGAGUGUCCCCUCCUCCCCUUGCCCGUGGCUUGGUCACAGAAGGAGCUAAUCCCAAGCAAGAGCAGUACUUGGAGGAGCAAAGCCUCUACACAACAUGAUCACUUCUACUCACUACAGAGAAGGGGCAAGGGGUCAAACUGGACCAUAGGUACAGCCAUCCUGCACUGCCUUCGGCUGCCCCACUGGCCUCUAUGGGAACAUCCAUCUUGGAUGGCGGAAAUGGUCAUAUUGACUUAGAGCUUUUGGCCCAAGUGGACUUGACGAGCCAGGACCAUCAUGGGUGAUGAACGUUGCUUUCUUGGACUUAACGAACACAUGAUCCUGGUAGCUCAGACUGUAGGGUGGGCCAGCCCCCACCUAACCCAGCUAUAUCAGAUUCCCCUUUAUUUCACCCCUCACCACUCUUCUGCCCACUCCUAUUACAUACAUCUCCUGAUGUCCAAAAAAAAGUUACAAAGUUUAUAUGAAUAUAACAUACAAAGA